AUGCACCGCCUGCGACAGUCUGGAGGCCUUUCGGGUUUUUUGUCUCGAAAGGAAUCCAUAUAUGAUUGUUUUGGCGCCGGCCACUCCUCCACCUCCAUCAGCGCCAUCCAAGGAAUCUAUGUGGCAAAUCGCAUGCAGCAGAGACACGAGGGUUUGCACGUGGCGGUCAUCGGAGACGGAGGCCUCACUGGGGGCAUGGCCUACGAGGCCCUAAACGCCUGCGGGUUUUUGCAGUCUCCCAUUUUGGUAAUUUUGAAUGACAACCAGCAAGUGUCUUUGCCCACGGGUACAAACUCAGCAGGUGGCACUGCGCCUGCCAGCGCCGUGUCUCGACACAUGCGCCGUUUGCUGCAGCGGCGCAGCCUGCGGUGUCUGUCCCCCCAGCAGAAGCUGCAGCAGCUGCUGCAGCAGCUGCAGCAGCAGCAGCAGCAGCCGCAGCAGCAGCAGCAGCAGCAAGACGUCCCUGCUGUGCAUGCCCCAGCUCAGGGAGAAGAGGGCGGAGCCUCCUUUUUCGAGGGUUUAGGGUUUGACUAUUUGGGGCCUUUAGACGGCCACGACGUCCUGGGCCUAGUCUCGGUCUUGCAGGUUAUCAAGCGCGGGGGUUUGCGAAGGCCCACUGUGCUGCACCUCAAGACAGAGAAAGGGUUUGGCUACGCCCCAGCGCUCGCAGCCCCUGACCGCAUGCACGGGGUGGAGGCGGCCCCACACUUGGCGCUGCAUGCAGCCAGCAGCAGCAGCAGCAGCAGCAGCAGCAGCAGCAGCCGCAGCAGCAGCAGCGGGGGUUCCAGCGCCGCCGCUGCUGCUGCUGCUGCGGGCGGCGGCGCUGCCGUGGCAGCGACGGGCCAGCAGCCGCUGCUGCUGCCGCUGCCGCAGCAGCAGCAGCAGCAGCAGGCGCGCCGCGCUGCUGCAGCAGCAGCAGCAGCAGCAGCAGCAGCAGCAGCAGGGGCUGGCCGCAGCAAACUGCCGUCGCUAACCUCCGUUUUCUCCAAAGGACUCCUCGAGUUGGCCAAAAAAGAUAAAAGUGUUUUCCCAAUAACAGCAGCAAUGCCGGGAGGCACUGGCUUGUCAGUGCUAGGUGUACAUACACCUCAGCAGCUGUACGACGUGGGGAUAGCGGAGCAGCACGCAGUCACUUUUGCUGCUGGCCUUGCAGCAGCACCAGCAGCAGCAGCAGCAGCAGCAGCAAAACCCUUUUGCUGCAUCUACAGCACUUUCCUCCAAAGGGCCUACGACCAAGUCGUCCACGACGUCGCCCUCCAAAACCUCCCCGUCAGGUAA
Molecule: messenger RNA, 1278 nt
Organism: Eimeria necatrix
Lineage: Eukaryota; Apicomplexa; Conoidasida; Eucoccidiorida; Eimeriidae
Product: 1-deoxy-D-xylulose 5-phosphate synthase, putative
Exons: 5
Coding region: 1-1278 (425 amino acids)
Biological process (GO): terpenoid biosynthetic process
Molecular function (GO): 1-deoxy-D-xylulose-5-phosphate synthase activity
Source: RefSeq, a predicted model, not a curated record